AUGGGAACUGAAGGGAGUACAGGCCUUAUUACUGGGAAGUAUUCGAGUGAGGAACUCCAUGGGCAUGAGGUAUUUUCACUAACUGGCUCAAUGUUUUACGUUUUCUACGUGAACGAGGGUUCUCUGCAGGCUUUAGAAGUAUCUGUUGCACUUGGUUCGGUUCACAAACUGCAGUGUGUUAUCGAAGAAGUAACUCGGGUGCCUGUUGCGGAACAGGCUUUGCUUGUUUCCGGAGGAGAAGGAUUGCAAUCGGAAAAACAGGUAUCACAUUAUCAAGGAGCUGGUACGGAGUCAAAUCCACUGUUUUUGUUCCGUAAAUUAUACAAAGAAGACAGUCAGUGCACGGAGCUGAUAAAUAGUGAUGAAUUAUGUACAUUGUGCGCGGGUUUGUACGAUGAGCUGCGUGUUCUUGAUAGCUCAUCAAUAUCAAGGCCGUUGAUUACACGCUACUGUGAUGCUGGGCGAUUGGGGUUAAAAGUUGCUGAAAGAAGUUUGCAGCUUUGUGCUCGUUUAGUUCAAGAUCAUCAACUUCUGCAUCAAGGAUGGUUAGCACUAAUAUCCAAUCUUUAUGAUUCACGGACUCAAAUUGAGAAAAAAUCCGAACGUUUUUUAUCUCGCUAUGAACGUUUGAAAACAAUGAAAAUUAAGGCGGAAACUCUGCUACAAGAUUUCGACAACGUACUUCGUACUUUGCAGCAAAUCAAAAUUCCCUCAGCUUUGUUGUCAUAUUCAUACAAAUUGCAAGGAUCAUCGAAAGCUGCUGAAGAAUGCACACUGUACGAGUAUAUUGCUCGUGCAGAUCCACAAAAUUCGUUGGAGGAAAUGUCGGAACAGGUUAAUAUGCUCUUAUCUAAGACGAGCGAUACUGAAUAUAAGCAGGUGGUAUCUAAUAUGAGAUAUGUUAGUGAGAAAGUCAGUAAUCCUGAAAUGCGUAAUAUUCGCGGUAUAAAUACUCGCCUUACACAGUUGGAUGCAAUGUUCCAUAGUAAAGAGCAAGAAACGAAACUGCUGAAGGAUUUAUGUUUUGCCGUGUCGCAACCAGUUAUUGAUUCGCAAUCUACCAGAGAUAUUGUAUUGAAUCAGCGGGAAAAAAUGUUGGAAGUCAAGAAGCUAAUUGAACAGAUGCAGAAAAUGGGAAAGGCUUUUCAGCAAUCCAAAGUCGAGUUACUAAACAAUAUCAGAACAAGGCUUCGGGGAUGGAUAUUGCAGGUUUAUGAUCGAUUGCAUACUACAAACAAUCAGAUAAUUUUAUUUGAAGAAAAAUAUAUUGCUUUACGGAACCGACUUGACAUCAUUCGGCAAGUGAAAGAGAGCCCAAUAAUGUUUGCCACAGCACUCACUGAAUGCCUUCGCCGAAGUGUACUGCAACCAGAAUUUGAAUCGUGGUUUACCUCAUUUAUGGAAAAAAGUGUUGCUUUGGUGACGGAGGAAACAUCUGUACGCGAAGUAUUUAAGCAAAAAUUAGGACGACACUUUUUAAAACAGUUAUUUCCGGGCAUGUUCGAUAAUUUUCCAAAUUUCGCUCCCAACGGCUUGGCACAUUUUGACAAAAACUUGCCUCCUGUAACUCCAGCAGAUUUGAGAACUUUGAGACAGGCCGUUCCGUGUUUAGCAAAUUUGCUAAGAGUGACAGAUCCCUUUAUUUACCAGCGACUUUCUGUCCGAGAUCCACGACUUGCAUCAGGUUCACAAAUGACUCCUCCAGUUUUAAAAAGAGAAGAAUCAUUCUACACCUCGGAUGCUACGAUUAACGUUGCAAAUUUGAACAAAAACUUCCCAUCUACACAUUGGUUGAGCGGGGACGAAAAUUUGGAUGCUUUACCUUCAAACGCAACAAUGCUAGCUAAAUCACCACCUUCUCGGUUUGGCUCUACGUUGAGUUUGGAUAUGGUGGAAGAAUCUCCUUCGAAGCCACUCAACUCACUUGCAUCUCUUUUUGAUGCCCCGCACAAUGAGACUGUUGAAGCCGAAAUAGAAAUUGAAAGUAAGACAUACAUGGGACUGAGUGUUACAAAAAGCGAACCGAUCGCGAUACCUCAGAAUAGUACAUCUGCACACCAGGUCAUUGCGCCGUUAAUCGAAGAAGAAAAUUCGGUGAAGCUAAAGUCAGACAAAUCCAGUCAGUUUGGUACACCUGAGGAUCAUAUCAGUUACCAGCAGAGGAUUGGUGAGGUUUUUGGAAGAUCCCAAUCUGGGAGUCUGCUUUGCAUACGGGAUGGAUUGAAGAAACUUUCGCUGCAGCUAAUGUACUUGAAGCAAGAUUUGGUUCUUGCUGAAAAUCAAACCAAAGAAUACUCAGAUGAGGCAUUAGAACGAAUAAACAACUCGUUUGUUACGUUUGUUGGAUAUAGAAACAGAAUUUCUGUCUCUGGUCAUCCCAGUAAGCCUAUUUGCAAGGACGCCGUCACUGAAACUGAAACAGAGAAUAAACCGGAAGAGUCAUUUUCAAUGGGUGAUGGUGAGGAAUUACCAGGAAAAGAUGUUCUUGUUUCCGAGCUUCGGCAAAUCAUUGAACUUCAGAAGAAGGAAAUUUCACAGCUUCGUGAACAACAGUUAAGUGCAGAAAAUACUGUCGCUAAAAUGGAAAUCGAAAGAAGCGAAAUAUAUAAAACUGUAGUUGUUGACUACGAGUUGGCAUUGGAGCGUAAGGUUUCGUCUCAUAAUGAAGAAAUAAAGAGAAAGAAUAAGGAAAUUGAUUUACUGAAGGCAGCCUUACAUAAACUUCGUGAAGGUGUUUUUUACCAGAGUGCUGAAAAUACCGCUGGCACAACUGCGGAUAAUAAGACCUGGGCUACUCGCGGAAAGGAAUACAAGGAGAAAUGUACAACUGCUCACGAAAUCUCUUUGCUUGACAGAGUACCAAUCGACACGAAAAGGAGAUAUUCGGUUGUAUCUGAGUUAAUUGAUUCUCAGGAGGGCACUGCUAUUACUUCGAUACCUAAUGACUUGUCCAGAGGAUGUCUGUUGAAGUCUUUUACUGUUAGUCAUGCAGCAACAAGUAUGGUGGGAUUUCCGGAAGUGAGGACUGAAGAAGGAGAUUCGGAAAAAGAAGAAAACACAGAUGAGGAGCUGAGAGCUCAGGCAGAUUCGGAUGAAGAUAUCGCACCAGUUACGGUGAGACCAGCUACCGCUCAAACAAUUAUAUCACUGCGAGAAAUGCGAACAAUGAUUACAGUGCAGGACAUUCAUGAAUACUGUGCUGUCUUAAUUGUUUGGAGUGAGCCACAUAACGCCUACAUAUUGUUUAGUGUUUCUCCAAUAUUUCACUUUGUCAAAGAAAGCAGUUUGAAACGCGUAGGAGUAAAGUGGGACCGGCAAUCAGUGGCCGUCGCUGCGGUUGGUCAACGUCCUAACUGGCUAAUGGCAGUAACUACUCGCCUAGAAUUAUGCAAAAUACGUAAAACGGAUAAUCGGUACAAUUUGAAAGUCGGAACGAAAUUUUAUCGGGUGGAGGUAGAACCACUGCAGAUAGACUCAUCGAGUGCUCGACGUCAUAUUGAUGAGUAGUGGGAACUUUGUUUUGUUAUCGUACAAAUAGGAAACCUGCGGGUAAAGUUUACUGUUUCUUUGGAAAUUCAUUUUCUAUUGUUAAGUAUUUUUCCUUUGGUUUACAAUUUGGCUGUCUGUUGACGAUUAUGCCAUUCUCUUUGGGUGUUGCGAUUGUUUUCUUUUUUCAAUGACUGCGCGAUGUAAAUUAUUUGAUAGCCAGUAAUUAUAAUACCGUUGUUAAAAAUAUUCCCAUAUGUUGCUUUUAAUGAAUUGACUUCACUGCGUCAAAAAAUUUCGUUUCUGAAACUAUAUCAGCGUUUAUGACAAUAUAUGAAAUAAUUGUUCCAUUUUAUGACCCAUUUUAUGUAAUCGAUCAGCAGAUCAACUCAUAAUGAGUGUUUAGAAAAUGGCCACAUAUUUGAUGGGUGUUUUAGAAUGAGCAAACAGGUAAAAAUAUACAAAGCUUGAUUUAUCAUGUUUAUGUUCUUCAAAUGCUCAAUUUACAGCGUAUUUGAAUGUUUUAUCUCACGUUCUUCCUCAAAUUAUAAUUCUUACGUGUAUGAUUUUCAAGAUUUUAAAAUAUAAUAUCUGUG
Messenger RNA from Loa loa (African eye worm), 4082 nucleotides. RefSeq lists its product as hypothetical. Gene Ontology annotation, cellular component: Atg1/ULK1 kinase complex; extrinsic component of membrane; phagophore assembly site membrane. Lineage: Eukaryota; Metazoa; Nematoda; Chromadorea; Rhabditida; Onchocercidae. Bases 1 to 3507 code for a protein of 1168 amino acids. Gene Ontology annotation, biological process: positive regulation of protein phosphorylation; autophagy of peroxisome; autophagosome assembly. Gene Ontology annotation, molecular function: molecular adaptor activity; protein kinase binding. The record is from RefSeq and is a predicted model, not a curated record. The transcript has 26 exons.